This is a messenger RNA of Marmota flaviventris (yellow-bellied marmot), 3552 nucleotides long. It is a transcript of the gene Synpo2, whose product is annotated as synaptopodin 2. Gene Ontology annotation, biological process: positive regulation of actin filament bundle assembly. The record is from RefSeq and is a predicted model, not a curated record. Lineage: Eukaryota; Metazoa; Chordata; Mammalia; Rodentia; Sciuridae. Gene Ontology annotation, molecular function: actin binding. Gene Ontology annotation, cellular component: Z disc; nucleus; stress fiber.
AUGGGCACGGGGGAUUUCAUCUGCAUCUCCAUGACUGGAGGGGCGCCUUGGGGGUUCCGGCUGCAGGGCGGCAAGGAGCAGAAGCAGCCUCUACAAGUGGCGAAGAUUCGAAGCCAGAGCAAAGCCUCUGGGGCCGGGCUGUGUGAGGGGGAUGAGGUGGUGUCCAUCAAUGGCAGUGCUUGUGCAGACCUGACCUACCCCGAGGUCAUCCAGCUCAUGGAGAGCAUUACGGACUCCCUACAGAUGCUCGUCAAAAGACCAACCAGUGGAGCAAGUGAGGCUUUGGUCUCUAAGCCCGAGAACAAAGCCCUUGAGCAUCUCACACUCGAGGGGCACGUGGAAAGUACCUCCCUGCAGAUUCCUCCGGCCACCUGGCCCCAGCGCAGAGAGCAGAAUGGAGCUCCGGCAGCAGCAGACGGAGGGGCUGUUGCCCGCGGGCGCACGGUGGAGCUGCGGCUGAGCCUCCGCCCCUCGCAAGAGCCACCCUCCCUGCCCCCCACCACGGGCAUCGGGGGAGGUCAGCAGCCCCAGGCUCAGUCCCCCGGCCCCUCCCAGGUCCCCUCCGGGAGUCCCUUCCCAGAUCCCAUUCCCACCCGGGGGGCCGAGCCGUGGCCUCAGACCCCGCCCCCCGGCCCCUCCCCUGUCCCGGCUCCCGCCCCCUCGCCCACCCCGGGGGACGGGCAGUGGCCGCAGACCCCGCCCCCAGGGCUCCAAGCCGCGCGCCUGGACCGUGCCGCCCCGCAGCCCGCAGACGCUCCGCGCCCGGGACCCGACCGCAGCCGCCCGCACCGGCACCGCGCGCGGCACGCGCGGCUCAGGAGGAGUGAGAGCCUGUCAGAAAAACAGGUGAAAGAAGCCAAGUCCAAAUGCAAGAGUAUCGCUCUGCUGCUCACGGACGCCCCCAACCCCAGCUCCAAAGGGGUGCUGAUGUUUAAGAAGCGCCGGCGCAGGGCCAGAAAGUACACCUUGGUCAGCUACGGUACUGGGGAGCUCGAGAGGGAGGCAGGCGACGAGGAGGAGGAGGAGGAGGAGGAGGAGGAGGAGGGCUUUAGGGAGCACACGUGCGAGCUUGCGUUCCUCCACACCAGUGAGUCGGAGGCGGACGAGGACUUGCUGUCUGACCCUGACCACAGCGGGCAGGCUGUGAGCUUCGACUGGGACUCUGGACUGGUGGACAUUGAGAGGAAGCUGGGUAGAGGGCAUAAAAUGGAGAUGUUGCCAGACACCACGGGCAAGGGAGCCCUUAUGUUUGCCAAGAGGAGGGAGAGAAUGGAUCAGAUCACAGCCCAGAAAGAAGAGGAGAGAGCCGGUGAGCUGGCAGGGAGAGAAGCCGAGGCUGCCCUUGCAGACGGCCUAAGAACCAUGGCCUCCUACCAGAGCACAGAGGGGCAGUCUGUGAGGGUUCAGAGCUCAGUGAGCAGGAGCUACAUCCAGCUGGGCCCGAGUCCCGGCCACGCGCCCCAGCAGAACGGCCUUAGUGGGGGCUCUGUGGCAGCAGAGGCCCAGAGGAUGAUCCCAAUGAACAGAACCGCCAAGCCCUUCCCCGGGUCUGCGAACCCACCAGCAGCCCCCUUCUCCCCCACCCGGAGCAUGACAAGUCCCAUCUCUGACUUCCCGGCACCUCCACCUUACUCUGCGGUCACUCCUCCACCGGACACUUUCUCCAGAGGGGUGUCAAGUCCUGUGGCUGGCCUGGCACAGCCCCCUCCCUGGCCUCAGCCUGCCCCGUGGACCCAGCCGGCCUUUUACGAUUCCUCUGAGCGAAUAGCUUCCCGGGAUGAGAGGAUCGCAGUGCCGGCAAAGAGAACAGGGAUACUGCAGGAAGCCAAGAGGAGAAGCGCCACGAAGCCCAUGUUCACCUUCAAGGAGCCCAAAGUAAACCCGAACCCCGAGCUCUUGUCCCUGCUUCAGAAUGCCGAGGGCAAACGGGGCACCGGAGCUGGCGGUGACUCGGGGCCCGAGGAGGACUACCUCAGCCUGGGAGCAGAGGCCUGCAAUUUCAUGCAGAGCCCCUCUGCCAAACAGAAGACCCCCCCUCCUGUCGCCCCCAAGCCUGCGGUCAAGUCUUCCUCCCAGCCCGUCACUCCAGUUUCUCCAGUGUGGGCUCCGGGGGUGGCUCCCACCCUCCCUCCUGCCUUCCCCACGUCCAGCCCACCACAGGGCACUGUGGUCUCCUCCAUCAAGGUAGCCCAGCCCUCCUAUGCUCCUGCCCGGCCCACGAGUGCGCUGAACCUGGCCGGUCCCUUUAAAGGACCACCGGCAGCAGUGGCCAGUCAGAACUACACCCCGAAGCCAGCAGCACCCGCGCCCCGGGGAGGUGCUGCUCAUUCUGCUGCGGCAGGACCACCCACCGAGCUGCCCGGAAUGAGUGGGAAGGGGGCCCAGCUCUUCGCCAAAAGGCAGUCGAGAAUGGAGAAGUACGUGGUGGAUUCUGACACCGUGCAGGCCCACGCCACCCGGGCACAGUCCCCCACGCCGUCCCUCCCAGCCAGCUGGAAGUACUCCUCCAAUGUCCGCGCACCGCCUCCUGUGGCCUACAAUCCCAUCCACUCCCCCUCCUACCCGCUGGCUGCUCUCAAGUCUCAGCCAUCGGCCCCACAGGCUUCCAGAGUGGGCAAGAAGAAGGGCAAGAAGCCCCUCAAUGCUCUGGACGUCAUGAAGCACCAGCCGUAUCAGCUCAACGCAUCCUUGUUCACCUUCCAGCCUCCAGGUGCCAAGGAUGGCCUCCCCCAGAAGCCGCCCAUCAAAGCCAGCCCAGCCCCGGCUGUGAACCAAGCUCCACCUCCCGGGUCGGUCACCAUGGGCUCACCCAGGGCCGCGCAGGCUCCCUCCGUGUGCUCCCUGCCAGCCUACGGCUCCCAGCCCUGUCACUUUGCAGAGCCCACCUCGCCAGCCAGCGCGUCCCCAGUGCCUGUGAGCGUCCCCGCCCCUCCCAGGCAGGAGUCAGCCUCCUCGUCUUAUCUUGUGGCACCAAGGCCCAAGUUCUCUGCCAAGAAAAGCGGAGUUGCUGUGCAGGCCAGUGGGCGCGCCCUUUCUCUCCCGGGAAGACCGGCCCCACCUGCCCUGUCCACAGCACCUCCUUGGCCACAGCAGUCUGCCUUCAGUUACCCUUGCAAGCCACCCAACGGGCUGCAGAGAGCAGGCAGGAGACCAACACCUUGGGAGGCCGCGGCCCAGUCUCCUCUGGGGCUAGUCGAUGAUGCCUUCGGGCCCAGGAACAUCCAGGAGUCCGUGGUGGCCCACGUGGUCUCAGCAGCCAGGAGGAAGGUGCUUCCUGGGUCCCCAGGGGGCUGGAGAGAGAGGCUGCCGCACACCCAGCCAGCUCACAUGGUUGCGUCUGGGAGACAGGAGCACCCGGUUGCCGCCCUCGCCAGUAGCAGCAUGUCCACCAGCUCCUGGUAUGGCCCUCAGUCGCCAUAUGCAUGUCGUGGGCAGGCAUCCAGGGAUGACUUCGAGAUACAGUCCCUGGAGACCAGGUCUGACUACUGCCUACCAGCAGCCGGCUGCAACUACAACCCGCAGCCGCGGGCAUGGAGACGGCAGUGGAAGUAG